This is a messenger RNA of Oncorhynchus keta (chum salmon), 2034 nucleotides long. Its product is annotated as zinc finger protein 681-like. The record is from RefSeq and is a predicted model, not a curated record. Gene Ontology annotation, molecular function: RNA polymerase II cis-regulatory region sequence-specific DNA binding; DNA-binding transcription factor activity, RNA polymerase II-specific. The transcript is spliced from 2 exons. Bases 154 to 1092 code for a protein of 312 amino acids. Gene Ontology annotation, cellular component: nucleus. Gene Ontology annotation, biological process: regulation of transcription by RNA polymerase II. Lineage: Eukaryota; Metazoa; Chordata; Actinopteri; Salmoniformes; Salmonidae.
UCUACCGACCAGCUUUUGUGAAAGGAGAACACUAUCAAUGUUUUUUAAAUAGAAAUUGUUGUUCAAAGGUCACUAAACAGAUUCUUAGAGAAAGGUUUCAGACAAUAUUCCUUUGAUAAAACUAACAGCUACACUUUCAUAACCAUUUCCAAUAUGUCGAAACUACAGUUGAAUGUUUUCGUCACCGAGCGUUUAUCCGCGGCUGCUGUGGAGAUAUUCGGGGUCGUAGAGAAGAUUAUUACGGAGUAUCAGGAAGAAAUCUGCCGUUCAGCAGAGGAGAUCGAGCGUCUACGGAGGCUGUUGGACAUGGCUACCAAACCAGAGAGAAUCUCACACGUAGCAGACUUCCAGGUACUGUCUCCUGCCGUUCCCCCUGAGCAGCAGGAGUGGAACCCCAGUCUAGAGCAGGAGGACCCAGAACCCACACAGAUUAAAGAGGAACAUCAGGAGCACAGACUCAGUCAGGAGGACUCACCUCAGCCCUCACAUCUUUACCAAAACCAAACUGUGGAUGACGGAGAGAGGGGUAUUCUACCUAUCAUCAUAACUGAAGAGAUCAAAACAGAACCUGAUGUAGAGGGCUACAGAGUACCACAACCAACCAGUGAUCAGCCCCUCUCAGUUCAUCCAGACUGCUCUGCUCUAGUGGAGAAGCCAUAUCAGUGUAAACAAUGUGGCAACAGCUUCACACGUAAGGGACACUUGACCAUUCAUUCAAGGACACACACAGGAGAGAACCCCUAUCAGUGCAAACAAUGUGGCAAAAGGUUUAACCAGAAGAGCAACUUGACCAUCCAUACAAGGAUACACACAGGAGAGAAUCCCUAUCAGUGCAAACAAUGUGGCAAAAUGUUUAACCAGAAGGGACACUUGACCAUUCAUUCAAGGAUACAUACAGGGGAGAGACCAUAUCAGUGUAAAGACUGUGACAAAGCAUUUAACCAGAAGAUAGAAUUGACAUUGCAUAUGAGAGCUCAUACAGGAGAGAGACCAUAUAUCUGUCCUGUAUGCAGGAAAGGUUACACCGCAUUAAGCUAUUUAAGACUUCAUCAGCGUGUUCACACAGGGGAGAAACCUUACCAGUGCAAAUAAUGUGACAAAUGCUUUGGUAUUAAAGGAAGCUUGAAGUCUCAUAUGAGCACUCACACAAAAGCUUCAGCCUGAAGUGAGAACAACAAAUUAUUACUCACAUGUGAAUUUCUUGUUACAUCCAACUUGUAAAUAAUUAUUAUAUUUCCUGCCACUUGACAACAAAACAAAUGUAGUUAUGUUAAAGGUUUUGUUUUUUCAAUUUAUGUUUUCAGGUUGGAUGUAUAGCACGUUGGAGGCAGCGAUUUGUGUCACCUCGUUAGUCAGUAUGUGUUACACCUGUGCUGGCCCUUGUGCUAUUUAAGAGUGGCUGGCCCAGUGCUUCUGUUGCCUUGAAAUGUGGACGUUCGGUCAACACCUUUUUAGUUGGCUCUCCCUAUUUCAUUUAUAGAAAAAUGUUCAUUUGUCUGAUCUUCCCUGUAUUUGUUUUGCUCAACUUUUUGGUUUGCUUCCUGUCUUAAGUUUGGUGUGGGUUUUUCUUGUGUUGGCCUCUUCUUGGGCAAAUUUAGUGGGUGCUGUUAGAGGAAAUUAUAGUUAAGAUGAUUAAUUAUGUAUACAUUAUUGAUUAGAACCAUUUUAUUCUAAUACUAUUAUGUUAUGGUAUGAAAAGUAAAAGUUAUUGGUUAAGCUGUUACUGAAAAUAUAAGCAGAACAAAUUAAUUGUCUGUGUCUCUUGGGAAGGUUAAAGGGGAGCGAUGCUAUGGCUUUUCAUACAGAUAAGAAUGUUUUGGUUGGAUUCCAUUAGUGGAGAGAAGUAUAUCUUUUAGACAGGUUGGAAUGUAGUUUUAUGAGGGGAGUAAAACAUCUCUAGGACCGAAUACUACCUAUUGUAAGGAUGGGAGAGGGUGUGAAACUGAUGACGUCAUUUUAUGUUCUCUUUCUUUAAAAUGUAAUGUUCUUUGUAUUUUGGGUCAGUACUCAUCAAGAAUAAAUGCUGAACUUGUU